This is a messenger RNA of Folsomia candida, 1041 nucleotides long. Its product is annotated as regucalcin. Gene Ontology annotation, biological process: L-ascorbic acid biosynthetic process. NCBI's taxonomy places the organism in Eukaryota, Metazoa, Arthropoda, Collembola, Entomobryomorpha, Isotomidae. The record is from RefSeq and is a predicted model, not a curated record. Gene Ontology annotation, molecular function: gluconolactonase activity; calcium ion binding. The coding region runs from base 66 to 968 and encodes 300 amino acids. The transcript has 5 exons.
GGGUUUAAUUAAUUUGUGUCAAUUGUUGGGACAGAGAGGUCGCAAAAAAUUAGCAUUUUUUCGAGAUGAACCCGUACGUUCAAGUUGUGAACACGUGCCUCCUGGGGGAAGCUCCGCAUUGGAGUGAGAGGACGCAAUCACUGUACUACGUCGACACGGAAGGGACUGCGGUUCAUCGGUACGAUCCAGUGACCAGGGACCACACAAAGGCCACGAUUGCGGGACUUGGGAGCGUGUCCUUAAUCGUGCCUGUGGCGGGGGAAGUUGAUAAAUAUGUGAUAACGACCGGGCGGGAGUUACAAGUGCUGGAAUGGGACGGAAAAGACGAUCGUCCUUUGUCCCUCGAGCCAAUUUUAUCCGUUGAUGAACCGUUUCCCAACAAUUCGUUUAAUGAUGGAAAAUGUGACGCAAUGGGGCGCCUCUGGGCUGGGUCCGUGAAUCCGUUUGCACUUCCGAACGCUUCGCUGUACAAGGUUGACCACGGAAUUGGGACCACGAUGGAGUCGGAUAUUCGCAUUUCGAACGGAAUAGCGUGGUCAAACGAUAACACGUUGAUGUUCUACAUCGACACCGCCACAAGGAGGGUGGACGUCUUCGACUUUGACGAAACGGAUGGAACAAUAAGCAAUCGAAGGACCGUUUACAACUUUAACACAGUUGGAGAGCUCGGAAGUCCGGACGGUAUGACGACUGAUGUCAAUGGACACUUGUAUGUGGCGUGUUUCGGAGGAUCUCAGGUGAUCAAAAUUGAUCCCGAGCAAGGAACGAAAAUCGGAUCAAUUAGAUUUCCCACGUUUAACAUUACCUCGGUAAUGUUCGGUGGGGCGAAUCUGGACACAUUGUUCGUAACGUCGGCCCAAUCCGGGCUAAGUCAGCCGAUUUUGGUGAGUCAGCCCAUGGCCGGAGCGACAUUUCAAGUUACCAAUCUUUCUGCUCGAGGUCAUAGCGCGAACGAGUAUAAUUUGUAAAUUUAAUUAAUUUAAUAACUAUUUCAGUUGUAUUUGUUGCCAAAUAAAGCGGUAAAUUUUGAUUUAUAUGCAA